Messenger RNA from Spirodela intermedia, 5210 nucleotides. Lineage: Eukaryota; Viridiplantae; Streptophyta; Magnoliopsida; Alismatales; Araceae. The record is from the annotation of a GenBank genome assembly.
AUGGGUACCCAAAAUGGUGAGGAUUGUUUCGGAUGGGCAGCUAGAGAUGAUUCAGGAAUUCUUUCCCCCUACAGUUUCAGCCGCAGGUGGACUUACCUACGGUUUUAUGGUCUUUCCCCUUUGAUCUUGCAAAGAAAAGGCAGCUGCUUCAUUGACAGUCCUUUCAUGCAUUUAAAUUAUCAGAUAGAAUUUAUUUUGGUAGACGCUAAUGUUUUCUUAAAGUGAACGAUAAAUAUGUUUAUAUAUGUAUUGAUAUGCGUGGUCAUUGGAAACUGGUGAGUGUUCAUCUUGCUAAAGUUCGUACCACUUUUUACUUGGAAAAUAUUCUAGUAUCAUAUUUUGCAUUCUUUUUUUCCUUUAGAGCAUUCUUGGUUGCUUGGAUCUGAUGCUUUGAGGUUAAAGCAAAAACUAUCACAAAUGUGGAAGAUCCGUCGCUCAAAUCCUGAUGAUCUAAAUAGGAACAUCACCAAGGGGAGUUAGAGAGAUAAAUUGACUAGUUAGUCUGAUGAGGGCCAAAUGAUCAGGAGUAAACGGUAAGACUUGUGAAUUCUUUUCUGGGUAUUGAUGGGUCUUAUGAUUCAAGAAUUGGCUUAGAUUUCGGUCAAAACGAAUAGAAGUCACCAUAAACGUGAAAAAAGUAAAAUAGAAGAUUAAUUGGCACAGCUGAAUUUAUUGUCAAUUUAAACCAAAAGAAAUUGGAUGUACGUGCUUAUGAUGAUUCCUUGAGGUGAAGUUGAUUUUUGACCAGUGAAAAGGCAUCAAGAUGCUGAUUCACGUUGAAAUACUUUCUCCUGAGGUCUUAGUGUGAAUGGUCGGGGGCAGGGGAGUGGAUAGGUAUAGAUUCGUCUUCAAGACAUAAUUAAGCAUUUUCAAGAAACAUGAAAAAUUAAAAAAAAGACGCACCAGAGAACGAAAUUAUGAUCGCGUGGCUUCUUUUUUUUCAUCUAACCCCCCAAGGAGAUGUUUUGUGCCUUUGACUUUUACUGCAGUAUCUGUUGUCUCCAGAGUUAGCAUUACUGUGGUGUUGGAGACGCUUAUUGGCUUGUGACAUGAUGAAGCAUGCGUUAGCUUUCAUGAAAUUUCUUGUCUGGGUUAAGAAAUCAAUAUAUUUUCUAAAAUUCUCUAGAAGAAACGUAAUUAGAUGCUCUCAACCUGUUGAAAAUUUUUAGAAUGAGAUUUUUUUAGGGUAUGAAUUUUCAUUCUGAAAGCACUUGAAUGAAUUAAUCCAUUUAUUUCAUGUUGUAAAAAUAUUGUAGGGUGCUGGGGCCUGACGAUGUCUCAUUAAGAAUAACUCAUUGUGGUGUUUGCUAUGCUGAUGUUAUCUGGACAAGGAACAAACUUGGGAAUUCGAUAUAUCCUCUGGUUCCUGGGUAUGUUCUCUAUCACUACAGUGGGAAUUUUCAGGACAUUAUCCAAUAGCCAUACAUCUGUGUGAUAAUAGACAGCUCUGAAGAGCUUGGAAUUCCGAGAAUAAUUAUAUCAUACCUGUCCUUUUGGGAGUAUAUUUAAUUGUGUGCCACGAUUUAACGAAUAUAUUAAAAAAAAAUCAUAAGAGUUGGCUUUGGCUUCUCAGUCUUAAGGUUUUUUUUAACAAUGCUGAAAUAUACCUUUCAAAAAACAAAAGAAAAAAGUUUCAACACCUGCAUAGUAGCAAGUAGUGAACAUAGUAGAAAAUGAGAUACCAAAACGCCGUUCACAAAAUCAAUCAUUUUAUGAAUGGAAAAUGUCAAUCAUUUCGUCCACUUGUCAGUUUGGUGGAUCAGUUCCACGAAUAUCCUUCUUAAGAUGGAAUAUCAACAAUGAAAACUAGAAUUCCAUGCUUUGCUGAUUGUGUUUUUUUGAUGAGAAGUUUAAAAUUCAUGAUGCCACUGACGUUUAAAAUCCAGUGAGAUGAAUCUCUUGUAAUAGCAUGUUUGUUCAUAUAUUCAUUGGAACAUCUAGUCUAUAUAUUUAUCAUGCCAAAACUGUAAACAUCAGCUAAUAUAGAGCUCAAAUUAUGUCUCAUUGUACAAUACUUGAAUUGGCUUUUUUGUGGUCUCAUCAAUGGACUUCUUGGGAACAUGAAAUGCAAAUGACUCGGCUAGUUUUACAGUAUGGGCUGCAGAAAGAUUUGGCCUCAUAUAUGUUAGCCGUAGAAAUAUUUUCUGCUUGAUAACUUUUUGCUUUUAUAUUCCGUUCUUGGGGUCGGCAGGAGAACACCUAAAACAUUUAUCACUUUUUUCUACUAUUCAAUUCGAAAGAUGACCCAAGCAUAUCUUUGAUUAUGAAAUUAUUCUUGCCUAAACCUUGCUAUUUUAGUUUAAAAGUUGCGUCUUCAUAGAAAUAUUUUAAUACCAUUGUUAAUUCCCAUAAUAAUAGCGUUCUGCAGCUUUCUUAGGAAUGUAGUUUGGGUUGAGACACACAAUAAUAAAUAUUAUUCAAUUUUUUCAUAUUUUUAUUUUAUUUCUUGAUCAUGAAAUUAUCUUUCAAUGUAUUUCCUACUCUCAUAGAAAUUUAUUUGGGUCAAGACUGCUUUAUUUGAUGAGAUUCUUAAUGUUACCUGCAUCCACGACAUCAAUACUAUUUCUUUACCACGAGAAAACUAAGCAUUGCUUUAGAGUGUUUUCUAUUUGUUACAUGUGAAGUUGACGACUUAUAUUGAUGUCCACAUAUCACCACUUGGUGACAUUCAUAAUCAAAGAAACAGUUUAGUCAUAUGAUCAAUCUGUUGUUCAAUUACCUUUUCGAGCUGAUACUACCGGUCUAAGUUCUUCUUUGUCAAAGAUUAUCAAACGGAAAAGUUGACGUAGAUUUUAUCCACUAGGCAUGAGAUUGUAGGCAUCGUAAAGGAGAUUGGAUCCAAUGUCAAGACUUUCAAACCGAACGAUCAUGUUGGUGUUGGAACGGUUGUGAAUUCCUGUAGACAAUGCGAGUGCUGCGAUGGUGGACUUGAAGUUUAUUGCUCACAGAAUGUUCAUACGUUUAAUUCCAUUGAUGCGGAUGGCACAAUCACAAAGGGUGGAUACUCCAGCUAUAUCGUCGUUCAUGAGAGGCAAGUGGCUCCUAAUGAUCCAAUUUCGUGUUUUGGGUAUAUGAUUAAACCGCAUGUAUCAUAGAUAAAAACUUGCAAUAGUGUGGCAAUCAUGCAGAAAUAAAUCAUUUUGGAAUUUUCAUGCAGAAAUCUAUCUAGCCAUGAAUAUUGUUAUGCUGUAGCGUUGAGAUGGUGUCUUCUUCUCUGAAAACUUUUGGGUUCAGACCCAAAGCCCAACAUUUGAGGAAUUAAUUGUUAUUUAUGACUUUCUGGAAAAUAGAGCAUUAAAGAAAUAUUAGGGUCUUUUUAGAUUGACAAAUAAGUUGUAUGGUUUUCUUGCACACCUUUCAUUCACAAAUAGGUUCUAUGCGACUAUGUUCCGUAAUUAUUAUCAUUGUCUUUUUCAAAGGGGCACAAACUAUCAGGGAGCUGUACGGGUUUUUACUCUAUUUUUCACAUUAAGGAAAUAUAACAGACAUGACCCAAAAUUCCAAAACACUACAUCUAAUAAGAAAACCAUUUCAUCUCGUUUCUGUAUUAAUGAAUACUCAUUUAUAUCCUGCUUUCUAUUUUCUUUUUUCUUAUUAUGUUGACACAGACAUAGUUCAUCCUAUUUUCCGCCUCUCUAAUAAUUAAGCAAUACCAUUUAAUUAUUUUUAAAUAUACCUAAAUAGAAAACCUCAUCUUGUCACCUAGUGAGCAAACUAGUGGAUCACUACAUGCUCUGCGUAAUCUUAUUAAGAUCCAUGAUUCAUUUACUGCCAGAUGAUCAUUAUUUGAACGAGAAUUAGAAUAUACUUCUUGAAAAAAACAGAGCUACCAUCUCUAAUCAAUAAAGGUGAGAUAUUUGAAAAAUCAAUAAUAAAAGCUGCCGAUUUUGCUUAUCCAAGGACUUCGCUAAGAACCAUGAUGCCUUCUCUUUUGACUAUGCCAAGCACUGGUGAAGUUACCUGCUACUUUUAUUUUUUUGGAAAGCUGAAAAUUUGUUGGGACACAUUACUAUGAAGGAACCCACAGAUAUCCAUGGUUUUGAGGAAACUGCAUUCAAUUGGUUUCAUCUUGACAACUAACUAAACUCCUUAUUUCUAGGCAUUAAGAAUAGAUGCUGCUUGCAUGCAUAGAGAUUAUACUUAAGAACAGAGAACUUGCUGAGUUGCCCUGCGUCCAUGGAUUCCAAAUUUUCAGAUACUGCUUCCACAUACCUGACGACUACCCACCAGCUUUAGCGGCUCCUCUGCUAUGUGCUGGAAUCACCGUGUACAAUCCCAUGGUUCGCCACAAGAUGAACCAGCCAGGAAAGUCUCUUGGAGUCAUCGGGCUCGGGGGCCUAGGUCAUCUCGCUGUUAAGUUUGGAAAAGCUUUCGGUUUGAAGGUCACUGUUCUCAGCACCUCUCUCUCUAAAAAGGAUGAGUCCCUGAGUCUCCUCGGAGCGGACAGAUUUGUGGUGUCAUCCGAUAAGGAACAGAUGAAGGUGAUGUUUAUCGCAUCCAUGUUUCUCACUCUCAGAGCAUAAAAUUUUACCAUUUCAUAGUGUUAUACUUUUCUUUUUCAGAGAAACCCAAAAAAAAAAAAAACCAAUUUUGACUUGAUUUCAGAAUUUUUACUAUUUUUCAUCAGAAACAGGACAUGGGCAAAUAUAAUUUUUCCACUUUUAGAGUUCAUGAUUUCAUAAUGUUAGUCUAUUUUUUUGUCCGAGAAAAAUCUGAGCACUUCAAGUGAUUUGUCAAAACGAAAAUGGCCUCGCUUUCUGGUGCCAGGCUCUUGAGAACUCACUGGACUUCAUUAUCGACACCGCCUCUGGAGACCACCCUUUCGACCCCUACAUGUCCCUCCUGAAGGUCCACGGCGUCUUCGUCCUGGUCGGCUUCCCAAGCGAAAUAAAACUAAGUCCCAUAAGCCUCAACCUCGGUACUCCUCCCCCCCUCGGUCCCCUUCCCCCAUUAGAAGAACCUGUGAGGCCAAUCUUUACUCUUCUUGUGGGCACGCGGCUGUUGCAGGGGGGAGAACCAUCACCGGGAGCAUAACAGGGGGAGUUCCAGUGACCAAGGAGAUGAUUGACUUCUGCGCCGCCAACAAAAUCUACCCGAAUGUGGAAAUCAUUGGGAUUGAAAGCAUCAAUGAGGCCCUCCAGAGGGUCGUUGACAAGGAUGUGAAGUACCGCUUUGUGAUCGACAUUGAGAGCUCCCUGAAGAAGCCAUGA